CGUCUAUUUCUGGUAGGAAUGAUCCUCUGUGCUCGUCCUUGUCAGAUGACACAGAGAGGACGAAGGGAACAAAACGCAACGGAGCAGUCUGCAACAUGAGGAAUUUUCUGGUUUUAGGACAAAGAAUCUCAAGGACCUUCUCCAGCUCCAGCCGAGCCCAUGUUCAGAACAGAGUUCCAGAGAAACAGAAGAUAUUCCAGGCGGACAAUGGAUUACCUGUUCACCUAAAGGGUGGCUCAGGGGAUCUCAUCCUGUACCGAAUUACAAUGGGCCUCACCAUUGCAGGAAGCAGCAUGUCCAUCUAUCACAUUAUCAUGGCUUGUAGGCCAAAGAAGGAAUGAGCAUCGUGACGGAAUUAGCGAUGGUCGGCCAAUAUCCUAAUGGAGAGAGACGCUAAAAUAAAAGCUGCGGUGUGUA
Pseudophryne corroboree (corroboree frog) is the source of this 417-nucleotide messenger RNA. RefSeq names its product cytochrome c oxidase subunit 7A2, mitochondrial-like. Gene Ontology annotation, biological process: mitochondrial electron transport, cytochrome c to oxygen; regulation of oxidative phosphorylation; mitochondrial respirasome assembly. Bases 96 to 341 code for a protein of 81 amino acids. The record is from RefSeq and is a predicted model, not a curated record. The transcript has 4 exons. NCBI's taxonomy places the organism in Eukaryota, Metazoa, Chordata, Amphibia, Anura, Myobatrachidae.